CUUGGGCCGGAGCCGCGGGGCGCCGGGGAGAGGUAGAGAGUCUCAGGUGAGCCAGGCAGGGAGACAGACGGAGAGGGAGAGAGGCGGAGAGCGCGCGCAGCCCCUCCGCACCCAGCACCGUCUCCCAAGACUCUCGGCGUCUUCAUCUAGCAGGAGAACCACAGCCCUCGAUUGGGCUCCGCUCUGAGGUCUGCCCUUUCUCACUGACUCCCACCUUGGAAAGAUGGAACCCCAGGAGAGCGCCGUCCAGUACAGCCCAUGGAACAACAGCCAGGAUGAGGUCAGCAUGAGCGUGUCGACCCCGGAGAGCUCGGGCUGUGAGCGGGUCUACAAUAAACUAUGCACCGGGAAGCUGGGCAUUGCGAUGAAGGUGGUAGGCGGAAUCGUUCUGUUCUGGGUCAUCUUCAUCAUCGGCUACGUCACCGGGUACUACAUCCACAAGUGCAAGUAGCACUUGUCUGAGCCUGCUGGACACCUUUUCCGAGGAGACCUCCACUCACCCAGAGACCUCUUACUACCUGGCCAAAGACCAUCAGGCCAAGGCUGGCCCUUGGGGGCACACACACCUAUAGAGAUAGAUACAC
Gracilinanus agilis (Agile Gracile Mouse Opossum) is the source of this 584-nucleotide messenger RNA. Its product is annotated as small integral membrane protein 1-like. Lineage: Eukaryota; Metazoa; Chordata; Mammalia; Didelphimorphia; Didelphidae. The transcript has a single exon. The coding region runs from base 224 to 451 and encodes 75 amino acids. The record is from RefSeq and is a predicted model, not a curated record.